Molecule: messenger RNA, 1824 nt
Organism: Macaca mulatta (Rhesus monkey)
Lineage: Eukaryota; Metazoa; Chordata; Mammalia; Primates; Cercopithecidae
Gene: PRSS22
Product: serine protease 22
Biological process (GO): proteolysis
Molecular function (GO): serine-type endopeptidase activity
Source: RefSeq, a predicted model, not a curated record
GACCUCAUGAUCUGUCCGCCUUGGCCUCCCAAAGUGCUGGGAUUACAGGAAUGAGCCACUGCGCCCAGACGCUAUGAUUGUUUUUAAUUCCCCCCCAGCGGUAGCAAGGGCCCUGCUGGAGGCUUGUUGAUUGAACUGGUGAAGGGGCACAGGCUCCUGUCUCUUUGUAGAGGAGGAAGCCUGCCCUGCUUGGGUGGGAAUGUCAGAGUGUCCCAAGUGUGGGGCGCUGCAGGGCACUGAGUCAGGGAAGGUCUCACAGGAUUCAGCCCCGGCUUGCCAUUGCCGCAGCCGCUGGGAGGAAGAACUGAGAAUCCACUCCCAGGCCAGGACCCGGCCCGGCACAACCCAGUCCAGCAGCUCUUUGAAUCCUGGAAGCCCCAGCCCUUCCCGGGGCUCCUCCUCUCUCAACCCCGCUGCUUGGCUGCGCCCUGGUGCCCAUGGGCUCCUCCCCUUCCCAGGACUCCAAAUGAGGGAACCUACACACCCUGACCCGCAUCACCCUGGGUCUCUCGAGCCUGCUGCCUGCUCCCCCGCCCCACCAGCCAUGGUGGUUUCUGGAGGCCCCGCAUCCCUGGGUGGGGGCUGUCUUGGCACCUUCACCUCCCUGCUGCUGCUGGCGUGGACAGCCACCCUCAAUGCGGCCAGGAUACCUGCCUGUGGGAAGCCCCAGCAGCUGAACCGGGUUGUGGGCGGCGAGGACAGCACUGACAACGAGUGGCCCUGGGUCGUGAGCAUCCAGAAGAAUGGGACCCACCAGUGCGCCGGCUCCCUGCUCACCAGCUGCUGGGUGAUCACUGCUGCCCACUGUUUCAAGGACAACCUGAACAAGCCAUCCCUGUUCUCUGUGCUGCUGGGAGCCUGGCAGCUGGGGAAUCCUGGCUCUCGGUCCCAGAAGGUGGGUGUUGCCUGGGUGCAGCCCCACCCUAUGUAUUCCUGGAAGGAGGGUGCCCGUGCGGACAUUGCCCUGGUGCGUCUCGAGCACUCCAUACAGUUCUCGGAGCGGGUCCUGCCCAUCUGCCUGCCUGAUGCCUCUAUCCACCUCCCUCCAAAUACCCACUGCUGGAUCUCAGGCUGGGGGAGCAUCCGAGAUGGAGUGCCCUUGCCCCACCCUCAGACCCUGCAGAAGCUGAAAGUUCCUAUCAUCGACUCGGAAGUCUGCAGCCGCCUGUACUGGCGGGGAGCAGGACACGAAGCCAUCACUGAGGACAUGCUGUGUGCUGGCUACUUGGAGGGGGAGCGGGAUGCUUGUUUGGGCGACUCCGGGGGCCCCCUCAUGUGCCAGGUGGACGGCGCCUGGCUGCUGGCCGGCAUCAUCAGCUGGGGCGAGGGCUGUGCCGAGCGCAACAGGCCUGGGGUCUACAUCAGCCUCUCUGCGCACCGCUCCUGGGUGGAGAAGAUCGUGCAAGGGGUGCAGCUCCGUGGGCGCGCUCAGGGGAGUGGGGCCCUCGGGGCACCGAGCCCGGGCUCUGGGGCGGCCGCGCGCUCCUAGGGCGCAGCGGGUCGCGGGGCUCGGAUCUGAAAGACGGCCAAAUCCAGAUCUGGAUCUGGAUCUGCGACGGCCUCGGGCGCAUUCCCCCGCUGUAAAUAGGCCCAACUACCUCUGGGGGCCCGGACGGCUGCUGCGGAAAGGAGACCCCUCCCCGCCCCGCCCGACGGCCUCAGGUCCCGCCUCCAAGGCCUCAGGCCCCGCCCCACGACUUCCGGUCCCGCCCCGGGCCCCAUUGCUUUUGUGUUUAUAAAAGUUAAUGAUUUUUAUAGCUAUUUGUAACCCUGCCCACAUAUCUUAUUUAUUCCAACAAUUUCAAUAAAUUAUUUAUUCUGCAA